Molecule: messenger RNA, 120 nt
Organism: Funneliformis geosporum
Lineage: Eukaryota; Fungi; Glomeromycota; Glomeromycetes; Glomerales; Glomeraceae
Source: the annotation of a GenBank genome assembly
GGUUGCAUAAUUGCAGAUUUAGAUUAUGCACAAGCAAAAGGUUUGAAAUUAGUAUUGAAUGAAAUAGAUGCAACAAAAGACUGGGAAGAGCAUUUAGUUCAUAUUUUUAAGUCAUGUCAU